This is a messenger RNA of Carya illinoinensis, 2576 nucleotides long. Its product is annotated as subtilisin-like protease SBT1.5. The transcript has a single exon. The coding region runs from base 83 to 2461 and encodes 792 amino acids. Gene Ontology annotation, biological process: proteolysis. The record is from RefSeq and is a predicted model, not a curated record. NCBI's taxonomy places the organism in Eukaryota, Viridiplantae, Streptophyta, Magnoliopsida, Fagales, Juglandaceae. Gene Ontology annotation, molecular function: serine-type endopeptidase activity.
CGUUAGAGUACUACUCCCAUGCAUAUUCACUUCUUUAAUUGCUAGCUGAUCUUUAAACCUCCUCUGUUCUUGAUCUGCAUAAAUGGGUGGUAUUUGGCCUUUUAUGUUCACUCUGCUGCUCUCAGCAUCCGUUGUUCCUUGCAAAACAGAUGUUCCAAACGCUAGAACUUUCAUUGUCCGUGUCCAAAACGACCUUAAACCCUCACGCUUCUCCAAUGUCAAAGCCUGGUACAAAUCUACCCUUACAACCCUCGGUUCUACUCAUGAUUCUGCCCAAACACAAGAUACUGGCCAUGACAUUCUCCACGUGUACAGUGCCGUCUUUCAUGGCUUCUCAGCAAGACUCUCUCCUCAACAAGCUGAGAAGCUCACGGACCUCCCGGAAAUACUCGCCGUGUUCCCGGACCGGCUUAUCCCAAUCCAAACUACACGUACACCUCAGUUCUUGGGCCUAAAGGACGAGGAUACCGGUGCCAGCACAAAUGAAAUUAUCAGGGAGUCCGAUUCGGGUUCCCAUGUCAUCAUCGGGAUGAUCGACAGUGGUGUCUGGCCCGAACGUCCGAGCUUUAACGACAAAGACCUGGGGGCCAUACCUUCUCACUGGAGAGGUAAAUGCAUUGGUGGUGAGAAAUUCCCCAAGACGCUUUGUAACAGAAAGUUGAUUGGCGCACGAUACUUCGCUGACGGAUACUUUGCCCACCACGGCGACGAAAUGGGAGAGAUCAAAGAGCUCGUCAAGUCUGCCAGAGACAGUGUCGGGCAUGGAACACAUACUGCAUCCACUGCUGCUGGACGACAUGUCAAUAACGCAUCCUUUCUCGGUUUCGCUGAUGGGGUGGCAAUCGGUGUUGCGCCGAAAGCAAGAAUCUCCGUAUACAAGGUCUGUGGUAUUAAAGGGUGUGUAACUUCAGAUGUUCUCGCCGGCAUCGACGCUGCCGUAGAAGACGGUGUUGACAUUAUAUCAUUCUCCUUAGGCGGGGAACCCAUUCCGUACCAUGAAGACGUAGUUGCGAUUGCAUCUUUCGGGGCAAUAGAGAAAGGAAUUAUCUUCUCAGCUUCCGCUGGCAAUGCAGGUCCCAACUCUAUGAGCGUGACGAACGCGGCACCUUGGAUCACCACGGUCGGUGCGAGCACCAUUGAUAGAAAAUUCCCUGCCGAAUUAGUGCUCGAAGAUGGUCGCAUCAUUACCGGAUUGUCGCUCUUCAAAAGUCGAGUGCCGCCGGAGGCGAAGUAUGUGCCGUUGAUUUACGCGGGCAAUGCGUCCACAUUGGAGCAAAUCGGAAUCGGUAGUGAAUAUUGCUAUCCCAAUACGUUAGAUCCGAAUAUGGUACGUGGCAAAAUCGUGGUGUGUGAUCGUGGGGAUGUGGUGUCAGGUGCCGAAGCAUCAGUGGUGGUGCAAGAGGCUGGUGGGGUCGGUGUUGUCGUAGCCAACGUGGAGAAAUUAGGACAGGGUACAAUUGCAGAUGCAUAUGUCUAUCCUGGUCUCGCAAUCAGUGAACCAGACCGCACUAUUGUGUUGAAAUACAUCGAGUCGUCUCCAAACCCACGCGCCACUCUGCGUUUCAAUGGGACCACACUGGUGGGAGUGAAACCAGCACCUACAAUUGCAUUCUUCUCUUCCCGUGGGCCCAACUCAAUAUCUCCCCACGUGUUAAAACCCGAUGUCGUUGCUCCAGGUGUCAACAUACUAGCAGCAUGGCCAGAUGGCAUAUCGCCUACUGAAUUACCCUCUGAUUUGAGGCGUCCCCCAUUUAACAUAAUCUCCGGCACCUCCAUGUCUUGCCCACACGUGUCAGGCGUGGUUGCUUUGUUGAAAGGGGCCCAUCCCGAUUGGUCCCCGGCAAUGAUCAAAUCAGCGUUGAUGACCACGGCUUACACGUACGAUCACGAUGGCAAAGCUUUGCUGGAUGAGAAAGAUUUCAACGCGUCCCAUGCGUUUGAAAUGGGUGCUGGACACGUGGAUCCAGAGAAAGCUGUUGAUCCAGGCUUGGUCUAUGAUCUUACGGUGGAUGAUUAUUUGGAUUUUCUUUGUGCUUCGGAUUACAGUAGUGAUGACAUUAAGGUAAUCACGAAGAGAUCAGUGAGUUGCAAUGGGACCCAGAAACAUACCUUGUGGGACCUGAAUUAUCCGGCAAUAUUAGUUUUUUUCAAUGAAUCAGCACCAUCCAAAUCGGAGAUUGUGGUUAAAAGAGUAGUUACACAUGUUAGCAAUGGUGCAUCCACGUACCGCGUUAACAUCUCCAAUCCAAAAGACGUCAUCGUUACGGUUGAUCAUAAGAAGAUGGUGUUCAUGCACAAGGAUCAAAAGAAUAACUAUACGGUGCGGAUUCGGGCCAAGAAUGUGGGAUUGCCACGUGGUGGGAAGGCCAUGAGCGAGUUUGGUCAUCUGACGUGGACAGAUGGGAAGCACCAAGUCACUUCACCCAUUGUGGUGACAUGGCCGCCCAAAAAACAUGCAUGAAGCUUAGAUUAAAAUAAUAAAAAUAAUAAUCAUAGGGAUAAGAUGUUAAUGGGCUUGAUUUACAAUAGUGAUGUAACAAAAUAGACACCGAUUAGUAUAUGAAUAUUUUUCAUUA